Pelecanus crispus (Dalmatian pelican) is the source of this 774-nucleotide messenger RNA. NCBI's taxonomy places the organism in Eukaryota, Metazoa, Chordata, Aves, Pelecaniformes, Pelecanidae. The record is from RefSeq and is a predicted model, not a curated record.
CAUGACCUGCAGGCCCAGGCCCUGGCCAACCUGCGCCUGAAUUCACGCAAUUCCUUCCUCUUUGUGCCCCGCCGGGAGGGCAGCCCAGCUCUGCCACCGGCCCAGAGCACCAGGCCGGGGCCACCGCCACCAUCCUUGGAGGAGAAGGCACCGAAGGAGCCCCCGAGGGCUUCUGCCCCGGAGCAGGAAGAGCCUCUCGCUUCCCCACCGGCACCUCUGGAUCCGUUGGUACCUGUGACUUACAUCGAUGACAUUGUGGAGCCGGACAGUGGGGAGCUUUCUCCUAGGGCCGUCUCGGCUCGCUACCCCACGGUGAAUGAGAUCGAAGUGAUAGGGGGGUACCUGUCCCUGGAGAGGUCCUGCAUGAGCAAGACAGGCUCCCGUCGCAAGAAGAUGAAGAUCUCUUUCAAUGAGACAAGUUUGCAGACUAUGUUUGAGUACCCGUCAGAGAGCUCACUGGCAGAAGAGGAGGAGGAGGAGGAGGAAGAGGAAGGACAUGCUUCUGAAACAGAGGAGGACAAGUCUUGCACCUUUCACAUUCCACGCCCAAAUAGCACUUUGCAUCCCAAUACACCUAAUUCAGAUUUAUCCAGCUACACCCCAAAGCACUCCGUGAAGUUCAGCGAGUGGCAGGAGCAGAAAUAUGAGGAGAUGCCUGCUGCAGAGGGACCCCUCCCAAAGGAAGCUGAUUCCCAUGGGAACCAAGUCAUGCUCACCCCAGCAGAGAAGGGCGGACUCUCCGAUUUCAGCAGCGAGCCUGCUCUGUAUUUUUGA